Molecule: messenger RNA, 7835 nt
Organism: Mercenaria mercenaria
Lineage: Eukaryota; Metazoa; Mollusca; Bivalvia; Venerida; Veneridae
Product: monocarboxylate transporter 13-like
Exons: 4
Coding region: 124-1551 (475 amino acids)
Biological process (GO): monocarboxylic acid transport; transmembrane transport
Molecular function (GO): monocarboxylic acid transmembrane transporter activity
Source: RefSeq, a predicted model, not a curated record
UUCAAUGUAAAGUAAGAUAUAAAAUUAACACAUGCAUUAUCAUAUGUUAAUUGAAACAAAAACAUUCUAACCUUAUUCAUGUAUUGGAUACAUUUAGAAAAGUAACAAUACUAAGACAUUAUAAUGGAACUAAAACGAGAUAGCACGUGGAGUUGGUUGGUAUUGUUUUGUGUUUUGUGCUGCCAAAUAGUUCUCGGAGGAAUAUGCCUAUCGGGCGGACUAUUUUUUAUCAUUUUCACGAACGCUUUCAGUGUCAAUCCAGUGGAAAACUCAUGGCUGUGCUCACUCCCGAUCACUAUGUGGUUUAUUUCAUCACCAGUUGGAAGUCUUCUCACCAACAAGUAUGGUUAUCGUGUAUGUUCGUUUGUUGGUGGUGUUCUGGCAGCUGGUGGACUUUUGUUGAGUUAUUUUGCAACAAACUCAACGUUUCUCUUCCUGUCUCAUGGCUUUUUGACGGGAUUCGGGCUGGGAAUAAAUUUCACUGGAUGUAUGUCGGCACUUAAUAUAUAUUUUGAUACAUACAAGGUAGUAGCUACUGGCAUUUCUUCAGUUGGACACAACAUUGGUCUAAUCAUAUUUGCUGACUUGAUCGUUUCUUUAGAGGAUAGCUUCGGUUGGAGAGGAAUGUUUCUCAUUCUUAGUGGGAUGGCAUUUAAUCUUUGCGCAUGCGCAGUAGUUAUGUUUCCGAUAAAACUUCAGUUUGAUACAGACAAUAAUCAUAUAGCUGAACAGAUGAGAAAAUCAGUGAGAAAGAAAUCCAUAAACUUUUCCGUGUUUAGAAAUCUUUCAUUUGUUUGUCUUUGUACAAGCAAUGUGUUCACAUGUUUUAGCCAAGGAGUUUAUAUUUUACAUUUACCUUCAUACUCUAAAGAUGUAGGCUUCAACAGAAAUGAUUUUGGUACAGUUCUAAUGGUGUAUGGAAUAUCUAAUAUUGUUGGAAAAGUGUUCUUUAGCCUUUUAGGGCACCAUCCACAAGUAAAUAUUACUAUUGUUUACACACUAUCACUCACAGCGACUGGGAUAGGUAUGGGACUUACUCCGGUUUUUCUUACCAAAACUGGUAUGGUUAUUCUUGCAGGACUGUCGGGGUUUUUCUUUUGUGUGACAGGGGCCUUAAUUAACGCAGUUAUUCACGAGAUUGUCGGAUUUAGCAGGUUUUCGGAUGGGGUCGGUAUGUCAUUGCCAUUCAAAGCAACAGGGAAUCUCAUUGGUGGACCGAUGGCAGGUGUUUUGCAAACCGUAACUGGAAGUUAUGCAUUUUCUUUUUAUUUGGCCGGUGUAAGUAUGGUUUUUGCAUCGUGUAUAAUGGUAUGUUCUAUCAUAAACAUAAGACAGAGGGACAAAAUCCACCGGGCUAAAAAUAUCCACCUUGUCACUGAAACGGACGUGGAAAUAUCUGGAAAAGAAACAGGAACCGCAAAGCACAAUACGAGACUUGAAAAUGAAACAUUACUUAAUCUAGAUUUAAAACCAAUAGGAACAGAAAUGGGAGACAGAAUAUAUGAAGUCAUUCCAGAUUUAGAAAAUCGGUCAAAACAGUGUCCAACAUAAUAAGUUGAAUCUAGUGUUAUAUGAUUGUUCUGAGGAUUGAAUGGUUUGAAAAUGAUUUCUAAUAAGAUGGAAUUUUGUCAUAGAUCGGUUAUUUCUUGUAAAGAAAUACAGACAGUCAGCAAUUUCUAUCCGACUGAUCAGGAUUUAUGAAAUUUAAAACUUUCAUAAAGAUUAAUGUAAGUUCAGGCUAUUUUUAGGGACGGCUUUACCAGAGUUAUAAGUUUAUUUCUGAAAAUCAUAUUAUUCUUAUUACAAUAAGGGUUAAUUAGCUGCAGAAAAUAGUUCAUUCGUGAGCUGCGAUACUGAAGUAUUCCACGUGGUAAUAUCACUGUUUAGAUGACGUACAUUCUAUGAAUGAUAAAGUUAUCGAGCACAUUGUUACAUGUUAUAUGACUGACUGCAUUCAUGCAAACCAUGUAAAUUAGGUUUCUGAUUCAUGUGAGGUUGCACAUUGUUUAAACCUUAUCCUGCUGAAUUCCUAAAAUGGACUGGUCCAUUAUUAAAUUUGGGCAAUACCAUUUAUUAUUCGAAGGGGUGUUCACUGAAAAUUUACUGACUGAAUAGCGAACAGUGUAGACUUUGAUUAGCCUGCACGGAUGUGCAGGCUAAUCUUGGUCUGCACUGGUCGCAAAGGCAGAAUCACUUGCCGCCAGCAGGCUAAAGGUUAACGAAGAUCUGCGAUAUCAUUGUUUGUCUUUUAUUCGUAGAACGAACUGCUCAUGUUUUUUCUUAAAUCAUACUUUGGUAAAAUUUUAAUAUUGGUAAAAAUUAUGUACAUCUAAGGACUUUAAAAACGCCUUAUCUAAAGAUUCAUCGAUUUCAUAAUGCAAAUAUUUAUGAAAUAAGCAUAAUGAAUAAGGGUCAAACUUAUAUGUUGAGCAGAUACAUAUCAACACGUGUAUUAAUUGAAAUCGAUGUCGAUGUCAAUACAUAGAAUACUCUUUAAUUGGUUGACUCAUUUUAGAUAAUAAACGUGUUUAUUUUUAUUUGCGCAUCUGCCAUGUUUUUCUAAAUGACAAAUAUUAAGGUGCUUAAAAAGUAUAUAGACUUAUAUAUUCAGCUCUUUUCAUAAAUGAGCACUUAACCAAUGAGCAUUUGGCAUUUAUUGUUUCGCAUUUCUCAAUUAACAUUUAAUAUUUAUCGUUUGACAGUCAAUAUUUGACAUUAAGCAUUUGGUAAAUAGCAUUUUGCACUAACUAUUCGUCAUUUAGCAUUCGGCUAUUAGCAUGGCGCACCACUGCCUUCCAUAUUUUUCAAAUAAGAUUGCUGUCUAAAAUGUCAUGUUUUAACAUCAACAAUUCAAAAGUAAUUUUAUUUAACAAUAAGUUAAUUUGCUUUAUACUGUCAAAAAUAUGCAUACUCAUGUUUUGCAGGAGCUAAAUAUGUAGUGUAUAACCGUAUUUGUUUGCAGUACAUGUAGCCAACUUUUGAACAUGACCAUUAAAGCUAUAAGCUAAUUAUAUAGGUAACGGUGAGAAUAAAGUUCACUGACACUCUAAGGUUUAUGUAUCAUAAAAAUUGUGUAUAAGUAAAAGUUAUCAAAGUAUCAGAAGCAUUUACCGUCUGGGGUCUCCGUGAUCGUGUGGUUAGGUCGUUGACUAAGAAUCACUUGCCCUUCACCGAUUUGGGUUCAAGCCUCACUCGGGGCGUUGAAAACUUCAUGUGAGGAAGCCAUCCAGCUGGCUUCCGGAGCUGGAUGGUUUCCGGAAGGUCAGUGGUUCUACUCAGGUGCCCGCUCGUGAUACAAUAAUGCACGGUGGGGCACCUGGGGGUCUUCCUCCAACAUCAAAGCUGGAAAAUACCAUAUGACCUGGUAGGGAAAAUUGGUUAGUGAAUCUAUAUCUAGUUAUUAUUGGACAUAUAGCUUUUGCACAGGAUAAAGAAAAAACGUUAAAAGAUAGCAGCCCCUUAAGACAAUAGUUUUUAUUGAUAUGUACGUAAUUAGGCGGCAAGAUGCGUAACAGAGAAAGAUCACCUUAAUUUAAAAAGGCGGAAAGACAGUUUCAUAAAUUACAAAUCGGCGAAAGAGCAAACCAUUCUGAACCAACGUUACAUAACGCGUCAAGCGUGUUCUUGCGUUUAAUAAAAGGUAUGUUCCGAGAUGUAUUCUACACUUGAAAAAUGUUGCUGAAAAUUUGAAAUGGUCUGAAGAGCAUUGGACCCUGUUCUUAAUGGGUGUUUUAGGGCAAGCUCAGUGUCGAUCUAAGCUCAAUUAUUGACAACUGUUGAUAGCUUAGUCUCAAAUGUUUACCAGAGGCUUACAUGCAGAAAUUUUAAAGGGGCCUAUUGAUAUUAUCGGGUACCCCAACCAUCGCAGUAACACUGCGUCACAAAUCCCCUAUGAAUGUUUUAUCUUGUUUCUGACUUUGAGAUACACAUGUUUGGUGUUUAAACCUUUUAAACCAAUGCCAACGAGUCUGUUUUAGAAAUAUGUAUGUAUAAAUUUGGUUAGAAAUUCUGUUCUGAAUUUUGACACCUAUGUUCUGAAUUUUGACACCGUAAACCUUGUUUUAAAUCAAAUUAAUUUAUUCAUUUACAAACGUGCACUUACUUUCAUUCUUAGCAGAGGAACAUGACCUGUCAAAUUUGUCAACACAAGUUAGUCCUUUUGAUAGUACAUUCAUGUAAACAUCCAAGGAUAGUCCAAACUUGUUCCAUUUAAUUUGUGACACUGCCGUCAAUUAUAGUCAUAUUCAUUAUGUAACACAGAAACGGUUUUGAAUCCUGUUGUUUAACAGUUUUACGUUAAGCGGCGAAAAUUACUACUCAAUGAGGCAAUGUGCUAAAACAAGGAUAAAUAUCCAAGGAAAACCAGGUUCCAAAAACGCAGCCUCCCUAAACUGCAACCAAGCACUCGGACGUGCUCACGGCCGACUCACACUCGCACACUAAGCAAACACACGAGGACAAAACGAACAAAUAAAGGAACACAGCUGGGCAUCGUCGACUGGAGAGCUUAAACGGGUUUAUGGUGCAACUAAUCUCAUUCUUACUCCCACCAUGCUCCAAAGUCACAGGACAGUGUAAAUAAAAGUUAUCCACACUAGAAGAAUCCCUAACAUAUGCAAUGGCAACAGAUGGUAAAAGCGCAAAACGCUAUUCUUAAUAACAAAAAACACACAUGUACUCAAUGCCUUUGCAAAAGACAGAGCAAGAGGGAAACACCCUCAAGGUCCCGGCGAAACAGGCCAGAAGACAAAAAUCGAAAUAGUGCCGGUGGGAUUUAAGAACUACCUAUCAUAGAGUCCUCUGCCUGCGCUAAAGCCUGAUCACACUUCUACACACAAAAUUUCUAAACUAAUGUACUGAAAUUUACUUUUUAUUCUGUAAAUUAUUCUGUGACAGCAACCGUUUCUAAACUUGAAAUUGACACAACUGACACUCAUGUAUAUUGCCCUUGGUAUGAGAUUAAGAAUGUUUGAUAUAUGUACACAUACAUUUGUCAAAUCAAUAAUGAAAUGAUGAGAAAAUAUAGAUUGUGUAUAGUGAUCGACACGCAAAGGCUUUUUAAUGAAAUUAAUUUGAAAAUUGAUUGCUCGCAGGAAGUUAAAAUUUUAUGGUCACGACUUAAGGAGGUAGGUUACCUUCAUAUUUGUAUGAGCGCAUGUCCAACCGGAAGCUAACGUGACGAUUUACGACGACGUUUACGACAAACUAAAUGUGUUUGUAUAUUCAUUCUUCUGAAAACAAAUCAUGAACCUGUCUUCGAUCUGAUGCUUUAUGGUUUAAUAAUGCAGAAAUAAUGAAUAAAUUGCCGCAGAAACGCUUCAAAACAAUGUUGCCUUAAAAUGACGUCAUUGACGUCAUGACGUUACGUGUCAGUUACCGCGAAAAAUUAAUAGCUUUUAUCUUGAAAGUACGUAAUUCUGUGCGUUUUGUUUAUUUUAACUAUUUUCAAAUAACCAUUAUUUGCUGAAAUAUUUUUAUGAGUCUUUUGCUCUGAAUAAUAAUCAAUAUUUUGUUUCUUUUAUGUAGUUAUAUUGAAAUGUUAUGCGGAAUGUAAGAAAAUGGAUGAUGAUAAGCAAUGUUAUUUGGAAUAUAGUUGGGUGAAAGGUUACUUGUUACGGCCAUUUUCAAAUAGAUAAUCUAGCAGUUUGAUUUGUAAUACCUAUUUUUCAGGUUCCGUUGAUAAUUUGUUACUUAUGUACUAAAACUAAGAUCUAAAAUUGUUCAAAUUUCAGUAAAAAAUUGUGGUUUCUUGAAUUGAAUUGGUGUUACCAUGGGAACGAAGCCCGUGACCUAUGUAUCUAAAUGUAAAAUUUAAAAGCGUUGACACUGGUCUAUUUAAGAAACACAGCUUCGGCUUUUUAUUUUCAUUUCAACAAUAUCCAUGAGAAUAAUAGCAGCAUGCUGAACGAUUUUUCCAUGAAAAAUUCCAGACGAGGGGUACUGCUGUAAGUAUUCUAAGCUGUGAAAUUUGUUUGAAUAAAUGCAAAUAACACGAAAAUAUAACUUACGUUAGAAAUAAUAUGUUUUAAAGCUACAUCAACUAGAAAGAUAAUCUUAUUCAAUACUUUUUAUAAGAAAUUACGACAAAAAAGCAAGAUAUAAGCUAUUUUAAACAUCUCUGUUGCCAUGGUUACUUUAAACUUUAAGAAAAAUAGGGUACCAUGUAAAGUGCUUGGUAUUUUGCUAAUAAUAUGACCCAAAUAUUCCAUGUUGGUCAUUAACAGAAUGGCACUGAAGCCGUCGAAACCCCCUAUUUUUAUACAUAGUUGUUUAAAAAUGAGAGAAAAUGCGUUACCAUGGAAACACGAGCCCCGCGACAUAUACAUUUUAAGCUUAUAUUAGAAAGCUAACGUGCAUAUUAGUAAAAUUAUCAAUUAUGCAAACUUAUACGAAUAUCAAUGAAAUUAAAAUACACUGAAAAGUGUUAAAUAUCCGUAUUUUCCUUCUUCUUUCAAUAUGAAAUACCUUUGGAGGGUCAUGUUCUUCAAACAAGGAUAAAAAAUGAACUAGAAGGGACAGAGACAAACGAAAUUGAGAUUGUAGCAGUUAAAACUUCAUAUUACACGAAACACAAAAGAAUGCUGCGGUUCAACUAAUUUGAAUUUACCCUUGUAACAAGGUAACCUACCUCCUUUAGGCAGUACAGUGCUUGUGUGAAGUAGCUGAAAUAUGGCCUCCUACAACGACUGUUUUCUCUUUUUGUUUCGUCGAUAGUUUUAGGUAAAGUUGGCAUUAUUUUUCAAAAUACAUACUCUACAAAACAGAGCAUAAUCAGUUUCAAGGGAGAUGUGCAUACUCUAUAAAACAGAGCAUAAUUAGUUUCAAGGGAGAUGGGGUGGGGUUCAUUCAUGAAAAAGCGUAAAUAUUUUCUCCUUUUCCAUAAUAAGCAUCAUCAUUAAAUGUUGAUUAGAAAAUUGAAUUAGCACAAAGAACGGGAAACCAGGGUUGGGAAUGUUUGAUAAGAAUGCUUUUUUUUACUGCGAAACAGUUUGCUUCAUGUGAACGUAUUUUGUUUUCUUUUAUUAGACGCUAUACGGGUUUACUUUCAUAACAGUUUUACUUUGAGGUAACACGAAAACUUGAUAACGUAUUUCUCGCAAAAAAGCAUAUUCUUUCUCGCAUAAAAGCACAUUAUAACCCUUACCCUGUUAAAUUUCUAUAAUGGACUUGUCCAUCUUUCAAUUAUGACAGUUUUGUUUUCUUUUAUUAGACGCUAUACGGGUUAACUUUCAUAACAGUUACACUUUGAGGUAACACGAAAACUUGAUAACGUAUUUCUCGCAAAAAAAGCAUAUUCUUUCUCGCAUAAAAGCACAUUAUAACCCUUACCCUGCUAAAUUUCUAUAAUGAACUUGUCCAUCUUUCAAUUAUGACAGUACCAUUAACUGUUAAAAGGAGUGCUUACCAGAAAGAUACUGACUGAAUGGCGAACAUGGCAGGUCUUGAUCAGACUGCACGGAUGUGCAGGCUGAUCAUGAUCUACACCGGUCGUAAGGCAGAAUCAAUUGUGUCCUACAUGAUAAGGGUUAAUAUGAUACAUUUCACAAAUCGAUGUAUUUAAUUUAGAUCAGGUUGGCAUCAGUCACAUGCAAAAAAGGUUAUGCAUGUACUAUACUUCCUGUUGUUUAUUUUUUGAUGUUUCUGAUAAAGGAAUUAAGGAUCAAUAAAUGUGUAAAAUGUUUUCCAUUUUAAUACGAUGUACCACUUACACUCAUCUAAUAAAAUGCUUAAGCAAAAUCAUGUUUCCAUAAUAAAAAAUAAAUCCUGUAUUAGCCGACAUUGGGGUAUGCGAAAACUUAUGAGAAAAAAUGCUAUGUAGUUAAUUAUUUGUCCUU